Messenger RNA from Ornithorhynchus anatinus (platypus), 1600 nucleotides. It is a transcript of the gene CCDC43, whose product is annotated as coiled-coil domain containing 43. The coding region runs from base 46 to 702 and encodes 218 amino acids. Lineage: Eukaryota; Metazoa; Chordata; Mammalia; Monotremata; Ornithorhynchidae. The transcript has 5 exons. The record is from RefSeq and is a predicted model, not a curated record.
GCGCUGUCCGGGUGGGGGGGGCGGGCGAGGAGCCCGCUGUCCAUCAUGGCGACGGCGCCGGGCGGCUUCGGGCCGUGGCUGGACGGGCGGCUGGAGGCCCUGGGGGUGGACCGGGCCGUCUACGGCUCCUACAUCCGGGGUCUGCUGCAGGAGGACGAGGACGAGGAGAAGCUGGACGCCCUGCAGGGCAUCUUGGCCGCCUUCCUGCAGGAAGAAGAGUCGCUGCUUGCCGUGUGCCAGGAGAUCAUCGCCCGCUGGGCGGAGGCCCAGACGGUCGCUGCCGCCGCCGCCGCCAACGCCGAGAGAAAGGAAGACGAGGUGCUGGCCAUCGCCAGCCUGAUGGAGAAGCAGGCGCAGAUCGUGGUGAAGCCCCGGGCCGUGAGCGAAGAGGAAAAGCAGCGCAAGGCCGCCCUGUUGGCUCAGUAUGCCAACGUGACCGACGACGAGGACGAGGCGGCGGUGGACGUGAAGGACGGCUCAGCGGGGAGCGCCGCGACCCUCGGCUCCGACAAAUCCCUGUUCCGGAACACGAACGUGGAGGCCGUGCUGGCGGCCCGCAAGCUGGAGCGGGACGGCCUGCGGGACGAGGCCCAGCGCAAGAAGGAGCAGGACAGGCUGCAGCGGGAGAAGGACAGGCUGGCCAAGCAGGAGCGCAAGGACAAGGAGAAGAAGCGCACACAGAAGGGCGAGCGAAAGCGGUAACGGCGGCCGGCGGGCCCGGGACCGCCCGACCUGCGGCGGGGCCGGGGGCGGCCCGCCCGCCGGGGCCGCGGGCUCCUGGGGGUGGGGAGGGAGGGAAGGAAGGAACGGACGCCCGGCUGAGAGGUGGAAGGUGGGCGACCCGGCGGGGGUUUAACCCGCUCCCCGGGCGUGCCCCUGCCCACCCGACCGCAAUCCCCCCACUGGGUUUAGUCCCUAAGCCGGGCUAGGGGAGGGCCCGAGCCCCGUCGGCUUGCUUCCUGGGCGGACCGGAGCCUUCCGGAACAGAGCCCCUCCGCCGAGCCGGCCCCCCCCGGGCUCUUGACCCUUUGCCUGUCCCUCCGGCCUGCAGAUGCCCUGUGGCCCCGCCCCGGGGCGGGAUGGGCAUCGGGGGGCUUCAGCCUGCAGGGGCCCCAAGGGCCGGUUGGGGGAUGGGGGCGGGGCAGGGGGGCGGGAAGAAGCAGGCGGGACCCGGCCUCCCUCCUGGAGCCGUCUCCGGGGACCCCCCACUCCAGAAAAAGCUGCUCUUUGGGGGUCAGGCUGACCGGACACCCCCCUCCGCCCACUGCCCUUGCUGGUCCUGCCCCCAGGGAAGAGGCCGGGCCACGGCUGCCCCCCCUCCGCUUCCCUCUCGGUCUUCCCUCAGCCUCCCGCUGCGCCAUCCGGUCAGAACCUGGGUGGGUCAGCCCCUCGGCCCGGAUCGGGAUCCGGUUUUGGGGGCUCGGGGAUUGGGGGCACCUCGGUCGGACCCUCUCAACAGGGGUGGGGGGGAAACUCUGGACUAGGAGAGGAAGCUCGCCUCCUUCCCCUCACCCCUGAUCUGUGGUGCUGCCGAAGGAAAUGUUCAUAUUUUCCAAGGGUUUUUUUUGUUCCAAAUAAACACCUAAUAUUUAACAGAUCA